GAGUCUCGGAUCCUCAGACUACGUGAUUGCCAUUAAAAACAUGGCUCGAACAACCUAUUUUAAUAUGUUUUUGUGUGACAGUUCUUUAUUAAAUCCAUUGGAGAUGGAUUGACUCUUUCCUCUUUCUAGCUACUCAUAUUCUAAAAUAUCAAAUAAUACAGGUGUUAAUUCAGAGUUCUACGACAUCCAAGUAGCUACAAAGUCAGUCUUAUAUAGUCCCUUCACAUAAAACAGUCUCUGGGGGACCGAGCCUCCGCUCCCGUAAUCUUCCCGAGAUAACGUUCUUAUCUCUUCCAAUUUGUGGCACGGGAGGGUUCCGUGGAAUAUUCCUUCCCCACUGAAGCUUCCUUCUCCACUAAUAUCCACUGCUAAGAGUCUUAUCGUGUGUUGUUGCCACGAUAAGAGGCUUCAUAUUUCUCGUCUCGUGUUCGACCGUUUUCCACAAUAUUUGUCGUUGUUCUGUUUUUUUUUCGUCCUUUUCCGUCAAAAUGGCCGUCUUUUUCUAUUUCUCAGAAAUAAUCACUCUUCGAUCGAAAUUUUAAAAAUAAAAAUUCUAGAAUAUUCCUACCCUCCUUCGCAAUAAUUUUUCGUAACUAAGGCCUUUAUUCGUUUUCUUUCCUGUCGCCGGAAGGUUGCCCUGUGCCAAUCUGGCAGAAUGGCACAUAGUCAUCUUCUUUUAUCAUUAUCACUUCCAUAUCUAAAAAAUUCCAAGUAUUUUAGUAUUUGUCCGCUUCGAUUACAGAUUUGAAUUUGUCUUGUUUCUAUGGCUAAUUUCUUGUCCAGCCAAUUAUCUUGUCCCAAGAUUCCAAAAUUGGGCGACAUUCUUCAGUUCACCGUUACCCACAUCAAUUCAAUCAAUAAUUUCUACAUCCAGUUGAUAGAUGAAGAUUUAAUGGCAAAACUUGAUCGUAUUACCGAGGUUGGCAAGCAGUCGCAACACGCGCCCGACAUAUCAAAUGUGGAGGAAUGUGAACUGUUCCUAAUCAGAGACAUAAAAAGAGAGUUUUUGCGUGUUCAGGUUACCCAACGUAACCCUAACUCUCGCUCGGCCACUUUAAAGUUAAUCGACGAGGGAACUGAGAUUUUUGAUGUUGAUUAUUCCCGUCUUCUACCAUUUUCGGAGCAGCUGAUUUUCGCACCUUUGUCUCAUAGAGCCUCACUUUUUGGUAUAGUGCCUAAUGCAGGCUACGAGACACACUGCAGAGAUUGCUUCGCGGAAUUUGUGUCUGAAGAUUCAAUUUUCCAAGGUAAGGUUAAAGAUCUCCAUGCGUCGCUGAUGGCAGUUUCGAUUGAGAUGCUUUUUGACGAUUCAAAUACAGACAAUUCUGUUAACGCAUUGCUACUGGAAACAAACUUCUGUACAUCAAUUCGCAAGUUUCCUACCAAUGGUGUCAAUUCGAACAAACCACAUCCGAUUGCGAAACUCACUGAAAGUGAGUCAAUGUCAGAUAACAAUCAGCAAAGUGAACUUUACGAUUUCAGUUUUGGACAGAAUUCAACUCGACAGAGAACUGCAGAGGAAGCCAUCAGUGGGUUAUCUGGAAGUAUUUGUUCUUUUUACCAGACUAAAGGCUUCUGUAAGUUUGGUUCCAAGUGUCAGUUCCUGCAUGACGUCGAGAAAGGGGCGGCUGUAACGGCGAAUGUUGAGAGAUCAGAUCCUUUUGAGGGGCUAGAUGAUGUGCCUGAGAGUAGCUUCGACGUUGAGCUCACGCACUUUGAAUCUCCGUCGCUGUUCUACCUCAAACGGAAGUGUGAGUCGGAAUCAGAUGUUGUUUCAUUCCGUGAAUACUGCAACAGGAAGUAUAACAGUAAGGACAUGUUGAUGCAGCACGAGGGGGAGCCAUGUUACCCUGCAGUGGGGGAGAUGAUAGCUGCAUAUGAUGACACACUGCACAACUGGAUAAGGGCAAAGUUGCUAUAUUUCGACUCCGACACAGACGAGGGUGUUCUUUUUGAUGUGGACUCUGGUCGAGAUUCUACAGUGUCGUUCGAGCGAAUGCGGCGCCUGCCGAAACAGUUCAACAUGAAACCGAAAGUGUUUGCAGCGCGACUAGAAGUGAGACCUCUCGCAAUGAAAUCUUGGAAUGAAGGAGUUAUCGAACUUGUAAAGAAUUCGUUGCUCGCUAGUGAACGAAUAAUUUGUUCCAUUGAAUCAGUUCUUCCUGAUGGAUUUCAGAUUGUGAGUCUAACGACGUGGCCUGCAACUGAAAACAUGACUGAUUUGUUAAUUGAAAACAAUCUUGCCGUGGAGUAUCAGUCACCAAUAUUGUCAGAACAUUUGACCGUUAUUCCUGGGUGAACAUGAGGUCUAUUUUUUAUUGUGCCUAGAUCGCUUCUCUGAUUGUUACAGUGAUCUAAAAAACAGCCGAUACUUUCUUGUUUAAUGUGUUUCUGUUUGUUUGCGUGCUAGGUUUUCUCUUAGUAUUACAUUUCGAUUUUCAAUCGCUACCCGAAAUAAUUAAGGUAUAAGAUUGAAUUAUUGGAAACUGAGUCUAAAUUCACCAAUCAUAAACUGUCAUCAGAAUUUUGAAUCUAGGACUUAAUGACCUUUUUACACUUGCGGGCUUCUUUCUUAUUGUAUUGGUCUGAAGCUAUUUGUUUUCUCAGCCUAACUCGCAACUAAAAGUGUUCACUUAUUUGGCACUUUUGCUUUAAUCACGAUCUGUUAUUGGAAAUUUCCUAUCAUUUGUUCUCUGCUUUUUUCGCGGCCCCUGUUUGUGAUCAUUUAAGCGUCCCUGGCUGAGUGGUUAGUGCGUUUGGCUCAUAACCUGUAGAUCAAAGGAUCGAAUCUGCAACGGAGCCGAAUUUUUAUUAAUUUGAAGCUUAUUGUACUAAUUUGAGGCGCUGCUUCUCCUGUGUGAAAUGAAUAAUUUUCUGUAAUUUUAAGUCUGAUUUGAAUUGCAGUUUGAAGUCUGAGGAAACUGAAGUUGUCUUCCUUUCUC
Molecule: messenger RNA, 2942 nt
Organism: Symsagittifera roscoffensis
Lineage: Eukaryota; Metazoa; Xenacoelomorpha; Acoela; Convolutidae
Exons: 5
Coding region: 764-2299 (511 amino acids)
Molecular function (GO): metal ion binding
Source: RefSeq, a predicted model, not a curated record